AUGUCAGGUAGCAGGAAAUCCAGUCAUGUGGCAGGUCAACUGGAGAACGCUCCUCAGGCAAUUCUCGCCAGCGAGAUCCCCAAAGUCAAUCACCUCAGCGAGAGACCCGUUCUCAGCCUCGCCAAAAAGAUCCCCAACGUCAAACCCCACGACGAGAGACCCGUUCUCAGCCUUGCCAAAAAGAUCCCCAGCAUCAAACCCCACAACAAGGGACCCGUUCCCAGCCCCGCCAGCAAGAUUCCUGAAGACACAGAGCGUGAUGUGGAAACCCAUGACUGGGAAGACAAACCCUUGUUUGAAGAUGAAUCUGAUGCCAGUAGUGAGGAUGGACACAAUGAACUCACUGGCAAUGGGAUGGAGUCACAUCCCAACUGCCACAUGCAGGGGGUGAUUCUAGGAGAAGAUGAAGAGUUCCCCUCCCGCCGGAGAGCUGGUCAUUGA
Molecule: messenger RNA, 441 nt
Organism: Aspergillus glaucus CBS 516.65
Lineage: Eukaryota; Fungi; Ascomycota; Eurotiomycetes; Eurotiales; Aspergillaceae
Exons: 4
Coding region: 1-441 (146 amino acids)
Source: RefSeq, a predicted model, not a curated record